AUGAGACUGUCUAGCUUCUUGCCCGGUCAGUCGGGACUGCGGGGCAUCAUCUGCGGCCUGCUUCUCGCCCCGACGGCGUUUGCCGCGCCCGUGGACUCGUCAAGCCCGUCCUUCAUCCUCGACCAGAGCAAGACGGCCCUCACCUUCAAUUACUCCACGCCAGCCCCCGAUGCUAAGAACUGGGUUGGUCUGUUUGCCUACUCCAAUGGCCCUGAAUACGAUAAGAAGCGCGGAAACCCCAUUACGUGGGAGUACACCACCGCCGGUCAGGGGUCCGUGCAGCUCUCGGUGCCGAACCUGAAGCCUGGGACUUACACCGCGUACUUUCUCGCCAAGGAUGGUUAUGUCAAGAUUACCGAGCAGAUUGACCUGCGAUUUGAGGGUUUUGGGCCCGUCAAGUUUAUCGUCCAGGAGUUCACUACGCAUAAUGCUCGCGUGGGCGACAAGUUUGAAGCGAGCAUCCGCGGCCUGGUGGGAGUUUCGCCCGAUGCCAACAACACCUUUCGAUUGGCUUCAUCGGACAAGGGAGACUGGACUUCCGUAUCGGCCGACGGCAUCAUCUCUGGUACACCCGGACGCCAAGGUACCGCUGUCGUAACCGUUGAAGCGACGGGGAGCGACGGAUCCAAGGCGCAGCUCACCGUCAGAGUACCGGUUCGAUCAAAAACCUCUCAGCUGGUCGAGAAACUGACCGUGCUCUCCUUUAACCUUUGGCACGGCGGCACCCAAGUCAACGACUACCACAACAAGCAAAUUCGCUUCCUGACCGCGAGUGGCGCAGACGUCGUGGGCGUCCAGGAGAGCCAGAGAGGCAAUGUUCAUCGCCUUGCCUACGCGCUUGGCUGGUACUUUUGGGAAACACGAGGCAUUGGUAUCAUCAGUCGCUAUCCCAUCACGCAGCAGUACCCAGACACCUCGGCGGCUGGCUCGGUCCGCAUUUCCCUGGAUGGGGACAAGAGCGAGGUUGUGAUGUGGAACACGCAUCUCGGAUAUGAUCCUUACGGCCCUUAUGACUUUUGCUUCUCCAACAUGACUCGGGAUCAAGUCCUGAAGCGCGAAGAGGAAUCCGGGCGGACACCCCAGAUGAAAGAGAUUGUGGCCGGCAUGAAGGAGGAGCUCGGCAACACCGAUAAGGUUCCUCUGCUGCUGACCGGAGACUUCAACGCCCCUUCCCAUCUUGACUGGAUAGAUGCUACGCGUGAGGCUCACUGCAACGUCGGAAGCUUCCCGUGGCCUUCUUCCGUGCUGCCUACUGAGGCGGGCCUCCUUGACUCCUACAGGAAGGACCAUCGCUAUCCGCAGAAGGACCCGGGAAUCACCUGGUCCCCCAUCUACAAGGAUAACGGAGGUCGUCCGGAACCGAUGGACAGAAUAGACUUCAUCUACUACAAGGGGGGUCUGCACGUGGAGAGCUCGGAGGUGGUCCUCGUCGGGAAGCCGCAAGAGGAGCCAAACCAUAAGGACAACGAGUGGACAUCGGACCAUGCCGCUGUGAAGACUGUCUUCAAGAUCACCAAGAAGUAG
Messenger RNA from Purpureocillium lilacinum, 1524 nucleotides. RefSeq lists its product as uncharacterized. Gene Ontology annotation, molecular function: calcium ion binding; catalytic activity. Gene Ontology annotation, cellular component: membrane. Lineage: Eukaryota; Fungi; Ascomycota; Sordariomycetes; Hypocreales; Ophiocordycipitaceae. The record is from RefSeq and is a predicted model, not a curated record.